UUCACAACCCUAGUCUUGAAUAUAAAAGGAUCUGUUUCAGUCUCCAACGUCCUCACCUCCGUAAACACAGUUCCUACACACAGUUUCCUACAUAAUAAGGAAUGUCAAGACCCAAGCGUAUCUUACACGUCGUCACCAACGUCGGGCACUACGACGAUCCAUCCCACCCGACAGGUCUGUGGUUGACUGAGCUCACACACGCAUGGGAUGUCUUCGAGGCGAGCGGAUAUACCCAAACCAUCGUCAGCCCAGCGGGCGGCCACUGCCCCCUUGAGCCUCGGUCUCUGAAGUUUCCUAAUGUCGACAGGACGGCGAAAGCGUGGCAAGCGGACGUGGAACGGAUGGCGUUGCUCCAGAACACAUUCAGCCCCGAGCAAAUCAAGUCGGCCGAUUUCGACGCGAUCUACUUCACGGGGGGCCACGGGGUGAUGUACGAUUUCAAAGACAGCGAAGGCCUACAGCGCAUCACGCGGGAGAUUUUCGAGCGCGGCGGGGUCGUGGCCUCGGUGUGCCAUGGAUGCUGCGGCCUGUUAAACACCACGCUUUCUGACGGGUCGUACUUGGUGGCUGGGCGCAAGUUGACGGGGUUCUCGUGGAGGGAGGAAUUGCUGGCGCGCGUGAAUAAGCUGGUGCCCUACAAUGUGGAGGAAGAGCUGAAGAAGCGCGGUGCCCGCUAUAUGAAGGCGACACUGCCAUUUACCUCCUAUGCUGUGAACGACGGUAACUUGGUGACGGGGCAGAACCCUGGGUCGGCGAAGGAGACUGCGAAAAAGGUAGUUAAGGUUCUAAGUGGGUCGUGACUAGCAAGUGUAAUGUUUAUCGGUGGUGGGAAACCCACACAACUGGGAC
Messenger RNA from Aspergillus welwitschiae, 849 nucleotides. RefSeq names its product type 1 glutamine amidotransferase domain-containing protein. The record is from RefSeq and is a predicted model, not a curated record. Lineage: Eukaryota; Fungi; Ascomycota; Eurotiomycetes; Eurotiales; Aspergillaceae. The transcript has a single exon. Bases 102 to 800 code for a protein of 232 amino acids.